CCCAUGACCCGAGUCGUUUUGACUCUUCUCUUUAUUUUGAGAAAUAAAUGCUCCCUGGCUUUGUUUUGAGAAUUCUACGCUCUAACCGGAAACCGCCAUCGUCAUCUUCUACUGCAGUUUCAGAGAAUGAACAGAGAGAACUACUGGAGACUAUAACCUCUAAUCUUCCAUUAGAUAAAAGCUCCAUCUCCUCAACAACGAGAUUCCUCUUCGGCUUGUUACGAACCGCCAUCAUCCUCAACGCCUCCGAGUUUUGUCGUGAUCUGUUGGAGAGAAAGAUCAGAACACAGCUAGAGAGAGCCACGCUCGACGAUUUGCUCGUCCCUAGCUACUCAUACCUUAACGAGACUUUAUACGAUGUUGAUUUGGUAGAGAGAAUCUUAGCUCACUUUCUCGACACCUUGGAACAAUCAAACACCGCCGUAGUCGAAGCUGACGGAAAAUCUCCGUCGCUUAUGCUCGUCGGGAAAUUAAUCGACGGAUUUCUCGCUGAGAUCGCAUCCGACGCUAAUCUCAAAUCGGAUAAAUUCUACAAUCUAGCCAUCUCACUCCCAGAUCAAGCUCGUCUCUACGAUGACGGACUCUAUAGAGCCGUCGACGUAUAUCUCAAGGCGCAUCCAUGGGUAUCGGAAGCAGAGAGGGAGAAGAUCUGCGGCGUGAUGGAUUGUCAGAAACUGACGUUGGAAGCGUGCACACACGCCGCGCAAAACGAGCGGCUUCCGCUACGAGCCGUCGUACAAGUUCUCUUCUUCGAGCAGUUACAGCUCCGGCAAUGCUCCCUGGCUUUGUUUUGAGAAAUAAAGAGAAGAGUCAAAACGACGUCGUUUUAACUCUCGGGUCAUGGGUAAUCAAACGGGUAAUCCUAAUCGAGGUAGAGUAAACGCGGAUUUGUGGUUAAACCCGGUUUAAUGGCCGGUUCGA
Arabidopsis lyrata subsp. lyrata is the source of this 921-nucleotide messenger RNA. RefSeq names its product BTB/POZ domain-containing protein At5g66560. NCBI's taxonomy places the organism in Eukaryota, Viridiplantae, Streptophyta, Magnoliopsida, Brassicales, Brassicaceae. The transcript is spliced from 2 exons. The record is from RefSeq and is a predicted model, not a curated record. The coding region runs from base 48 to 794 and encodes 248 amino acids.